AACCCUAGCCCCCCCUUCCCAUUUUCAACACCUCCUCCUUCCCCUCCGGCCAUCGAACCCUAGGGUAUCCAGCACCACCUUACCUUCAGCCGCAGCCAUGACUGACGUAGAGCUCUACCGUUCCGAGAAGAAGAAGAAGAAGAGCAAGUCCAAAGAAGGAAUCGAAGCUCUAGGAGGCAACGCAGCCGACGCCAGCCAGGCCGAUGGAGACUAUCUCAUCAAGCCGCAGAGCUUCACCCCCUCCAUCGACACUUCUCAGUGGCCAAUUCUUCUGAAGAACUAUGACCGCCUCAAUGUACGGACCGGACACUACACUCCUCUUCCCUCCGGUUACUCCCCGCUCAAGCGGCCGCUCGCCGAGUAUAUCAGGUAUGGUGUUCUUAAUCUAGAUAAGCCUUCUAAUCCCUCCUCCCAUGAAGUCGUGGCUUGGAUUAAGAGAAUCCUCCGGGUCGAGAAAACGGGUCACAGCGGAACCUUAGACCCGAAAGUCACUGGGAAUUUGAUUGUCUGUAUAGAUCGGGCCACUCGGCUCGUGAAAUCUCAGCAGGGUGCUGGAAAGGAGUAUGUCUGUGUAGCCCGAUUGCACUCUGCUGUUCCCGAUGUCGCCAAGGUGGCCAGGGCUCUUGAAACCCUAACCGGCGCCGUUUUCCAGCGGCCCCCACUGAUCUCGGCCGUCAAAAGACAGCUUAGGAUUAGGACAAUCUAUGAGAGCAAGCUGUUGGAGUAUGAUGCCGAGAAGCACUUGGUUGUGUUCUGGAUCUCCUGUGAGGCAGGAACCUAUGUGAGAACCAUGUGUGUCCACCUUGGAUUGCUCUUGGGAGUCGGAGGGCAUAUGCAGGAGCUGCGCAGGGUUCGGUCUGGGAUUUCUGGCGAGAAGGAUAACAUGGUCACUAUGCAUGAUAUCAUGGAUGCGCAGUGGGUUUAUGACAACUAUCGUGACGAGACUUAUCUGAGGAGGGUGAUUAUGCCCCUGGAAGUGAUUCUCACCAGUUACAAGAGGUUAGUGGUGAAGGACUCUGCCGUGAAUGCCAUCUGUUAUGGUGCAAAGCUGAUGAUUCCCGGACUGUUGAGGUUUGAGAAUGAUAUUGAGGCGGGAGAGGAGGUGGUGUUGAUGACAACCAAGGGAGAAGCCAUAGCUUUGGGGAUUGCAGAGAUGACUACGGCUGUAAUGGCUACUUGUGAUCAUGGGGUGGUUGCAAAGAUUAAGAGGGUGGUGAUGGAUAGGGACACAUACCCUAGGAAAUGGGGGUUGGGACCGAGGGCUUCAAUGAAGAAGAAACUGAUUUCUGAAGGGAAGCUGAGCAAGCAUGGGAAACCAAACGAGAACACUCCAGCAGAAUGGAUGAGGAAUCUCGUUCUGCCCACCGGAGGGGACUCCAUGAUUGCCGGAAUGGCUGCUGCUCCUUCCGAACCGGCUUUGCUGGAGAGUGCAACGGUGGUUGAGGCUGAGAAGAAAGAGAAGAAAAAGAAGAAGAAGCACCACAAGGAAGGUGAAGAGGAGGACACGGAGGGGCACAAGCGUAAAUUGGAUGAAAUGGACAGCGACAUCCCUGCCUCCCAAAAUGCUGCCAAGAAACCAAAGGUUGCGAAAGAAGAGGAAGAAGAAAAGGCAGAUGAAGUCAAGAGUGAGAAGAAAGAGAAGAAAAAGAAGAAGGCAAAAGAAGGCAAUGAAGAUGAAGAGAAAGUCAAAGUAAAAGAUGAAGUCGCAUCCCCAGAUGCCGACAAGUCCGAGAAAAAGAAGAAGAAAGAGAAGAAAGACAAAGAUGCUGAAAAUGGCAAGUCGGAUGCUGAUGGAGAAGACGCAAGUAGAAGCGAGAAGAAGAAAGAGAAGAAGAAAAAGAAGAAAGAGGAAGAGGAAUGAACUCAAACCUCAUUUGUGUAAGUUGUUGAAUUCCCUCAUGUUUUUAGAGUUUCUGUCUUAUGUUCAUACAAUGUAAGGCAGGAUUGCUUUUAAAAUUUGCCUGUUUAGCUUUUCUAUAAUGUUAUGUGUUUUUAUUUAUUUCAUAUGAGCUAUGUACUUUAGCUUCUGCUUGAGAUUUUGACAUUAAUUGUCUCUAUUUACUUAGUAGAGUUUCUUUCAUAUAUUGCUUCAUUAUUGUUUGCCAUUGCUUUUUAUUGAAUCAGCAGUCCCAAAAAGCUCUACUUUAGAAUUGUCUUUUCAGAAAAGCUUAAAUUUCGAGCUUAUACUCAAAGCUGGGUAUGAAGAUGUGAAUUGAGGGGGAAAUAAGUUAGAAUUAGUUUUUGGCAUUUCAAUUUAAUCUUUGUGUCUCCCAAAAUGAAGCUUACAGAUUUCU
Messenger RNA from Cuscuta campestris, 2294 nucleotides. Lineage: Eukaryota; Viridiplantae; Streptophyta; Magnoliopsida; Solanales; Convolvulaceae. The record is from the annotation of a GenBank genome assembly.